Molecule: messenger RNA, 1428 nt
Organism: Haemonchus placei
Lineage: Eukaryota; Metazoa; Nematoda; Chromadorea; Rhabditida; Trichostrongylidae
Source: the annotation of a GenBank genome assembly
AUGGCAGCGCUUGGUGCUCGGUUGGAGAGAAAAAAGAAAAUGAAGGGAAAGAAGAAGGUGAAAAAUUUGUUGGAUAAGAAGGCUAAAGGCUUGAAGUUAAAUCAGGUCGACAGGAAGCGAAUAAUGAAGCUAGAAGAAAAAAAGAAGUUCAAAGACGAAUUAAAUGCAAGCGUGAAAGCUGAGAUGAGUAAGUUACGGCUGACAGAGGAUGAAAACGUUGAUGAAACGAUUAAUAUUGACCCGACAUCACCUAGUCCACUUCCGGAAAAGACGAAGGAUAAAAGGGUAUCAUUCAGCGGAAAUAUGGAACGGGUGAAGGUGUUUGACAAGAAUGUGAAAGAUCUUAAAAUUAAACCUUCAUCAGCUUCACCAGGAAAAGGCAUAUUGCGAGCAAUUCCGAAAAAAGUUUCGCCCAAGAAAAAGAAGAAGAAAUCAGAAAUGCAGACGACCGAGAGUGAAGUGCUCUCUGAAACUGCUCCUGCAAUAGUCGAUCCUAGUGCAGAAAAAGAAAAUGUGGAGGAAAAAACCGAGAAGAAAUUGGAAAAACCGAAGAAGAAGAUCACAAUACAGGUGACGAAGAAGGUAAAGGAACAGCUGUUGACAAUGGAUAGGAAGCAGAGGAAAGCGUUCCUCCGGGAGCUAAAGGCCCAGAAAAACCCCAACCAUGACCGUGCUAUGGAGUGUAAGUUGUUGUGGGAAAAAAUUAGAAGUAAGAAGACUCCCAAACAAGAAAGGGAUGAACAUGUGUCGAAGCUUUUUGGACUUGUAAAGGGUUUUGCUUCAAAAUUGAUCUACACUCAUGAUAUUUCUCGAGUAUUCGAAUGUCUGCUAGCUCAGAAGAGGCCUGGUAUUACAUCAGCACUUUUUGAAGAACUUACACCUGAACUUGUUCGUAUGACGAAGAGUAAGUACGCUCACUUCUUCGUACUACGCAUGUUGAAAUACGGAACAAAAGACCAACGAGAUACGAUAAUCAACUCAUUUCGUGGUCAUGCAGUGUCGCUCAUGAGGAUUGUCUAUGCUGCUGAGGUACUUGAAGUUGCCUACAAUGAAUAUGCUAACGCGCAACAACGCUUCGAUAUCGUCUCUGAGUUCUAUGGCAAAGAAUUUGUUCUGUUCAGGGUAAAGCAGAAUUCAUACAUUCUGUCUCCUUGGAAAUAUAUGUUGAAGACAACAGUGCGCCUCUCACUUUGUCAUCGGCUCUUGAGAGAUUUCGCUAGUCAUUGCGAUCCUGAGCAGCUUACGAAUUUGAUUGACUCACUCAAGGAUAGAAUUCCCGAAAUAGUUCAUACUCCGGAUGGAUCCUGUGUUGCUAUGAAGUGUAUUUGGAAUGCCAACGUGAAGGAUAGAAAGGUGCGCAUGACAUUUUUCAUUCCCAUUCCUUAUUUAUUGACAGUGUUUACUUUUGUUACUGGAUUUGGAUUUUGA